Nematolebias whitei (Rio pearlfish) is the source of this 771-nucleotide messenger RNA. Its product is annotated as melanoregulin-like. The coding region runs from base 33 to 698 and encodes 221 amino acids. Gene Ontology annotation, biological process: melanocyte differentiation; melanosome transport. Lineage: Eukaryota; Metazoa; Chordata; Actinopteri; Cyprinodontiformes; Rivulidae. The transcript has 5 exons. Gene Ontology annotation, cellular component: melanosome. The record is from RefSeq and is a predicted model, not a curated record.
GAUCCACCUUGAACAACUUUGGUUGAGUGGAAAUGGGGACUAAUUUGUCUGUCUGUUGCUGUCACUGCUUUCCAAAGCACAACAAAGAGGAGAAGAAGGCUAUUUUACGUAUGCAUAGCACUGCAUCCUCACAACAACCUGAGCUUUUGUCCAGCGAGACCAGUGGCAGUGACACAGAUGAGGACCUGUUUGGACCUCCGCCUUCAGAAAGGAGCCUGUGGAAGAACCACAGGAGUCUGAGCAGAACUGCAGAUCUGUGUGCCAGCUCAAACAGACCCGAUGAGUCCUCUGUCAGACGUGGAUCAGACAGAGAGCUGCAGGCUUUCAUCAGCAUGAGAGACCAGGCUGAUCAGGCUACAGAGGAAUGGGAGAAGCUGAACUAUGACAUCCACACUUUGUGCUAUGCCAGACGGGAGGUCAGACAUCGAUGGAAGAAGAUCCUGCUGCAGCUGGGUUACCAGUGCGAGGUGGACUCUUUGCUGUGUGUGAACAGACAGAGCCGGUUAGGUCCAGAUCAAGAGCAUCUUGGCAAAGCUACAGGACUGUUGAAACAGCUGCUGGACCACACGUCUCUGUUCCCGCCUGGGACACAACAUCACAACAGAUACCUCUAUGUCAUGGACCGUCUGGUUUCACUGGACAGUGCAGAGGAGUUCAUCAGACUGGCCAAGAAGAAGUAUCCAAAGAAAGAAGGCUGAGACACAAACAGGCAGGGAUGAAAACUAAAGUGUCAUCUGAACCAGUCUCUCUUUAAACCACUCUUACAACAUU